Molecule: messenger RNA, 2700 nt
Organism: Closterium sp. Naga37s-1
Lineage: Eukaryota; Viridiplantae; Streptophyta; Zygnematophyceae; Desmidiales; Closteriaceae
Source: the annotation of a GenBank genome assembly
AUGGAACGGGCCGGUCCUGGCUGGAAGCCGACGGGUCGGGUGCGACGCGGCGGCGGCGGCGUGCAGCGGUCGCGCAGCGUGGAAGGCCCGGGGAUGGCGACGGAUCGCGAGUUUGCAGACAACGGCGGCGGCGGUGCCGCCGGAAAUACGCAGCGCCACGUGAUGGUUAGAGCGGCUUCGCGCGAUGACAGUUGGGAAGCGCUGGAGCAGCAGUGUCGGCGCAUGGAGGCGGUGGGGUUGCGCAUUGACAACAUCGACCUCACUUGCCUCGACGCGGAGCCCGCUCCGCACUCCCCGCAGUCGGCGCAGUCGGCGCAGUCGGCGCGGUCGCUCGCGCUGGCUCGGCUUUCCGCCGCCACCGCCGGCGCGCCAGCCAAUGGCCCUGACGGCGCGCCAGAUGUCGGGGAAACGCGCCACGACUCGUGGCGUGCGCCUGCGGGGGAGCGGAAGAGCGAAUGGGGGGAGGCGGCGGAAGGGCAGGAAGCGGGGGAGGGGACGGGGGAGGCGCACGUUAAAUACGCUUUCAGCUUAGUUCCUACGCCGCGCGCAAAGCGCGAUGAAAACUCCCAAUGGUCAGACGAUUCGUUACAGGUGCAACAUCCUGACGGAUCGGAUUUGCCGCGGCCUCGUGCCCCUUCGUUAGACGGCGGCGCUGACGUAACAGAACCCGAAGGCUCUCUCGAUUUCGCCGCGAUAUUUGCUAACGGCACGCGCGAUAGAGUCACACUGCCUGGGGAUGCUCCCCCGCCGUCCGCGCCGCCUGUGUUGGUCUCCGCAGCAGUGUCAGCUCAUAAGGGCGGAAAUGCCCCCCCUUCUCCAUGCGCCCCUGUCUUGCUACCCGGGGUGAUUUACUCUGCAAAUAGAGACUGUACCACCGGUUCGCUUGGACAGGGCCUUCCGACACCAGUGCAGACGGUUACGAACGACAUCAGCACCACCCAUUUUGCCGCAACAGGACAGUUUUCCCAUGGCCCACCCGAUUCCAUGCACCAGUCUUCGCUCCGCUCCCCCCAUUCCUCCGCUCACUCCUCCCCUUACUCCUCUCUCUCCGUCCUCCCUCCCUCCUCCUCCACAGUCUCUUAUGACCACACACUCCCCUCUCGGUCCGCAAUCCCUACGCAGGCCUCCUACUCCCCCACCUCCUCCACUUUCCACUCCUUCGCCUCCCCUGCUUGCGCCUCCCCCCUUGGUGCCUCCCCCGCUUGCACCUCCCCCAUCUCCGCCACCCACGCUCCUCCCUUUCCCCCCACCAUGCCCAGGCCUGCCCGGCAACCUGCCCGGGGCGUUCAUCGCAGGAGCAGCUCGCUUUCGGUGCUGACCGAGAAUCUGCCUGGGGUGGCACCUGCAGCCUUCAACUCCCCCUGCAGCAUCAGGCCAGCACACACACACCUGUCCGCAUCCACUGUUGUCUCUCGACCGUCAGCAGAGAAACCCCCGACGCCUCGUAAGGCCUUGGUGGCCCCCAGGUUUGCUCGCUCUCCUCACGAGCCCUCAGCUGCAGCUGGUAGCAAUUCCCCCCGCCUGCAGCACAUGCAACAGUCACAGCAGGUGCAGAUGCAGCAGCAGCAGAUCGAGCAGGUGCAGCAGAUGCAACAAAUGCAGCACGUGCAGCAGUACCAGCAGGGCCCACAGUCGCACCAGAUGCACCAGAUGCAGCAUAUGCAGCAGCAGCACCACAUGCAGCAGCAGCACAUGCAGCAGCAGCACAUGCAGCAGCAGCACAUGCAGCAGCAGCACCAGAUGCAACACGUGCAGCAGUACCAGCAGGCCCCACAGGUGCAGCAGACGCGGCCUACCAGAGAGAGCAUCGCGGCAGGCCGACCCCAUACCCCAUCUCUGCACCGCUUCACCCCGUCGCUGCCUGAGCUAUCAGUGGCAGAUGCAGUGGAGGAGGAGGGGGGGGAGGGGAGCGAGGAGGGGAGUGAUGGGAGUUUCUCAAGGAGCCCAGUAGUGGCUCAGCUGCCAUGGAAGGAUGGGAAGGGAAGGCAUGGUGCGCCGAUGCAAGCUCAGAGGUUAGGUGUACCAGGCCACGCUGGGAGGCUCGGGUCACCAACGCAGGCUGGGAGGAUCGGUUCACCAAUGCAGGCUGAGAGGCUCGGUUCACCAACGCAGGCUCCAAGGCUCGGGGACACGGUUCAGGUUCGGAGAUUCUCCCCAGGUGGUGGUGGUUUUCCAGCUGGAGGUUCGGGCAGGGCCGGCGCAGAAAUCAAGGUCUGGGAGACAUCAGAAAGGGGUUUGUUGCAGGGGAAGGGCCGGUCUGUUUCUAAUAGAGAGACUGGUUAUAGGAGUAUGAGCAGCGAUAACGUCCUGGGGGAGUGGAGCGACAUUGAGGCAGAUGCUGAGUGGGUGGCGGUGGGAGGGAAGCAGGCAAACGCAAGGGAGGCUGGGGGGUUGGAUGGUGGCAGUCCUAAUUUGAGUGGUUACAGGGGUAUGAGGGGUGGUGUUGCAGCGCAUGAGGAUGUGAGGGGUGGCAGUGUGAGGGGCCAGGAGGAGGGUGUGAAGAGCACGAGGAGUGUGUUGAAGAAAAUGCUGUGGCGGUUCAAGUCAGGACCAGGUGGACAGGCAGAGGAGUCUGCCAAGGGGAAAACACCGCCACAGCAGGAGCAGGAAGAGGAGGAGGAGGCAGAGGAGGCGAGGCAAGGCGAGCAGGAGCAGGAGAGGCAUGGAGGUCACACAGUGCGUGUCUUUGCAGUAGCAUAG